AUGGCGUCUUUAACCCGAAGUCGAGGCCUGCAUGCUUCAUUGCAGCCUUGGAUUGACCCCAGAUUCCAUCAUCAAGUCCGAUUGCAAUUACAGUCCAGUCAACUCUUCUCAACCUCGGCUUCAAGACAACAAUCGCGCCGACCCUCUCCGUCACCAUCCUCCUCCUCCGUUCCUUCUACCAAUAUAGUCACAACCCCUCUCAAAAAUGAAGUCAAUGCUCCCAGCAGCACCUUUCCCGCCGAUAUCGUCACCCCAGUACCCAUCUCUCCAUCCGCUGGACUGCCGGACAAACUUAAACGCUUUGUCGAAAUUGGCCGAACAUACCUUACUUUCUACAAGACAGGCUUGAAGAAUGUGUACCGGAACUACCGUGCCUCAAUUCCCCUCCGGAAAGAGCUAGGCCUCCCAGUAUACCUCCCCGUGUCACCUCCACGGACAGUCUCACGCGCGGAUGCCCCGUCCGUACAAAAAGAAUCAUUACUGGGACGGGCACAAUUCCAGCUAGUCUGCCGCUCAGCCCGCGAUGUUCGACGCAUGAUCCCCUUCACAAUGAUAUUAAUUGUCUGCGGGGAAUUCACGCCACUGAUUAUCCCUAUAUUCGGAUCCGCUAUUACUCCAGCUACAUGUCGCGUUCCCUCGCAGGUAGAAAAGGAGCGAGUUAGCGCAGCCAAGAGAAAAAUAGCUGCGCUGGAUGCGCAUGUGACUACCUCCAAGGACAGUUCUCUAAUUCUGCUUCAGUCUAAUAGUGAAGGGCAAUUGCAUCUCCUUGCUAAGCAAUUUGCCGACCCAGCUUGGGUGGCAAGCGCUGACCCUGCCUCUGUGAUGCGUGCAGCUGCUGUGUUUGGCCUGGUCAAGCGUCAUGACCGGACUGCUGGGACACUACUUGCUGGGAUGAUCUAUCGACCACGGCUCGCACGGCAUGUUGAGUACCUGUCCAUUGAUGACAAGAUGAUUCGGGUGGGCGGCGGUGUUCGAGCUUUGAAUGCCGCCGAGGUUCGGAUCGCAGUUGAGGAGCGAGGUGGAGUGGAUGUUUCUACCAGUGCGAAGGAUCGCCAACAGGCGGAAACUGUCGAAAGACGCUGGCUGGAGCAGUGGUUGCUUGUUCGUAGAGGUAGCCUGAAGUCCCCAAAACAGUAG
Messenger RNA from Penicillium nucicola, 1137 nucleotides. RefSeq lists its product as uncharacterized. Lineage: Eukaryota; Fungi; Ascomycota; Eurotiomycetes; Eurotiales; Aspergillaceae. Gene Ontology annotation, cellular component: mitochondrial inner membrane. The record is from RefSeq and is a predicted model, not a curated record. Bases 1 to 1137 code for a protein of 378 amino acids. Gene Ontology annotation, biological process: intracellular monoatomic cation homeostasis. Gene Ontology annotation, molecular function: ribosome binding. The transcript has a single exon.